Molecule: messenger RNA, 469 nt
Organism: Monoraphidium neglectum
Lineage: Eukaryota; Viridiplantae; Chlorophyta; Chlorophyceae; Sphaeropleales; Selenastraceae
Exons: 3
Source: RefSeq, a predicted model, not a curated record
AUGAUUGACGCGGGCCCCGACAUUGUCGUUGGGACCGACCCUGCCACCGGCAAGGCCACCACCGACAUCACGCUCACCCUGGGCGGCUACACAGCCAGCGACAUCACCACCAACAACGUCAACUGCACCCUCAAGACCGGCACCACCUGGACCUGCAGGAACCUGGUUGCCGGUGACACAGUCGUCACGUUUGCAGGCAACAAGGCCGGCUGCGAGCAAGCAGAUACUGUGGAGAUUGCCGUCGUGGACUGCGCGGGUUACGUUUUGGACGCUGGCCCUGACCUCACCGUGGAGCCCGACGCCGUCACCGGCACGGGCUCCACUGACGUCACGCUCACCCUUGGAAGUUACCCUGCCAGCGACGUCACCGUCGACAACGCCAACUGCACUUUCAAGACCGGAACCACCUGGACCUGCAGGAACCUGGUUGCCGGUGACACCGUCGUCACGUUUAGUGUCACGUAUGCCG